CUAAAGAAGAAUGGACAGCUCUUCGCGCCGGCUGUAUUCGCCAUGGCCUCUCCACGGUCGGGUGGCGCCAUGGCCUCUCCCUCUGGCCAUGUUUCGAUUGCCAGUAUGUCUGGCCAAGAAGUGGCUCACUGGACCUGGGAGGAGGUGAAGGAGAGAUCGGUUGGUUCGCUCAAGACCGUUUUGGCCAAGAAGAUUGGCAUCAACCGCUUCCGGCAAGUGUGGCUUGAUGGAGAUGGCGAUUGCAAGUUGACGGAUGAGGCCCAACCUACAGCAAACAUGCAGCUGGUGGUGCUGCAGUGCGAGGAGUGCAGUUUGUCAGUGUUGGAGAAGGUGUUCUGCGCCUGCAACGAAGAUCGCAGGGCGGACCUAGAAGAGCUCCUGUGCAUUCCUGUAGUCCCUGAUGCCAUGGCAGAGGAGCACUGGGAGAAUUGUCCUGGGCAGUGGUUGGGCAAGCGUGCGCUGCAUGUUGCUGCAGGUGCUGGCAGUCGGGAAUGCACGAAGUUGCUGCUUGAGGCAGAUUGUGAUGUUGGGUUGAAAGAUAGAAAUGGCCGGACAGCGUUACAUCAUGCCGCGGACGUUGUUGUUGUGAAUCUGUUGCUCAAAAUGAGCGCAGAUCUAAAUUUGCAAGACUUGCAAGGAGAGACACCUCUGAUUCGAGCAGCCAGAUGUGGCCGCCCGAAAGUUGUGCGGCAUUUGCUGGGGCUCGGUGCCGAUCGAAACGUCCGGAACACGUGUGGUGAGACCGCCUUGCAACUUGCACGAAGUCUCAUCGCCAUGGACACCGUGUCCAAGCCUGAACGCCCCUGGAGCCGCUGUGUGCAACUCCUGGAAGCAGCGCAGCGGAAAAGAGUUUAGCGCCCGCAAAGGGUCAGGGAAGUUGUAGGGAAAAGUCUCGAUCCGACUGCUUGAGCAUGUGUCUUUUGUUGUCUUUUUCUCAUUUGGUUGCCUGUAGUGAGCGCUGGCAGCACUUGCGAGCUCUUGGAUGUGACCGUGACCUUGAGCAGCUUGGGUCAUAUUUGGGGUACACGAAGGACGUUGGACUCCAAUGAGUGGACUCAUCACAUGUCG
This is a messenger RNA of Durusdinium trenchii, 1068 nucleotides long. Lineage: Eukaryota; Dinophyceae; Suessiales; Symbiodiniaceae. The record is from the annotation of a GenBank genome assembly.